AUGGUCCGCUCCGCAAUUGAUCCCAUCCGCCCUGGAGCCUCCCUGAUCCUUGCCUGGCAGAUCAAGCACAAGCACGUCCUCAUUAUCGGUGGAGGAUUCGUCGCUGCCGGUCGUCUUGUCAAUGUCCUCGAAGCCGAUGCCAGGGUCACAGUGAUCUGUCCCGAGACCGAAGAACUCUCCGAAACUGUCCAGCAACACAUUCAGGACCACCCAGAGAACACUCGCCUGGUACGACGACCCUUUCAGGAUUCAGACCUGACCACUCGAUUCGGAGAGCACACAGUUUCGGGAGCAGGAUCUCAGGCAAACGGACACCAUCACACAAACGGAGGUGCUCAUAUGAACAGCUAUGGCAACGGUGUGCAUGAAUACACGAAUGGACGCCCUCACAGCCACAGUGACAGCAGCGAGGACGACGACGGUGACGAGACCAGCUAUAGUGAACCCGCCGUCGAUAUGGUCCUCUCCGCGAUCGAUGACAUCCCUCUCUCAACACACAUCUAUCACCUCUCCAGAAGGCUGCGCAUCCCCGUCAACAUCGCAGACGUACCCCCGCAAUGCGACUUCUACUUCUGCUCCACACAUCGUGACAAGAACCUCCAAGUCGCCGUCUCGACCUCCGGAAAGGGACCCAAGCUUGCGAACCUGGUCCGACGCCACAUUGCGGAUCAUCUGCCCCCUCGUGUCGGAGACGCCAUUGAACAGGUCGGCAUUCUGAGAGCGACUCUUCGGAAGAUGGCUCCAGGCCCGGAACUGGGGCCGAAGCGGAUGCAGUGGAUGAGUCGAGUGUGUGAACAGUGGAAGAUGGAGGAUCUGGCGAUGUUGGAUGAGAAGAGUAUCAAAGUAGUUCUAUCGGGCUUUAAACCGAAUCUUGUGUACUCGCAUGCGCAAGUCCAGGAGAGAUUGCAGCAGGAACAGGAGCACCAGACGACAGUCUACAGCAGUGCUGACAAAAAAGAAAUGAACGGCGGUGACACAGAGUGCGUGACUGCACUCACCACCCCUGUCAAGAACCAAGUGGUCUCAACAACAGCUGAUACCACGCAAAAGCAGGGUCCACCGACACACCCAAAGACCGCCCGAUUGAUUCUCGUUGGCGCCGGACCCGGCGAUCCUGAACUGCUGACGCUCAAGGCUAUCCGACUUUUGGAAGAAGCCGAUCUUGUCGUUGCAGACCGCCUGAUCCCUAUGAGUGUGAUCGACCUUGCCAAGGGCGAGGUCCGUAUCGCACCCAAGAAACGUGCCUCCUUGCCUCUGGAACCUCAACAUGAUUCGAUUCCAGUCUCCAAGACAUCGGACUAUAUCCAGGACCAGCUCAACGAAUGGUGUCUUCAGGGCCUACAGGCGGGGAAGACCGUCGUCCGACUAAAGCAGGGUGAUCCCUUCAUCUUUGGUCGCGGCGCUGAAGAGAUACUGUAUUUCCGCGAGCUCGGAUUCGAGACCGAAGUCGUCCCCGGCAUCACAUCUGCGCUGUCGGCACCCUUGGCGGCACAUGUUCCAUUGACGCACCGAGGAUCCGCAGAUCAGGUCGUGAUUACGACCGCACAGGCCAAGGGUGGAGUCCUGCCAGAGAAUUUCCCGACAUAUGACGACAAGAAGACCGUGGUGAUUCUUAUGGGCGUAGGUAAAGCCAAGGAGAUCUCGGAACGGAUGCAAUCAGGAGCACUGGGAUGGCCUGCAGAUGUGCCUGUGGUGAUCGUGGAGAACGCACAUUGCCCGAAUGAGCGGACUAUGGACGCGACGCUGGGGACGUUGGCACAGGUGGUGGAGGAGCAGAAAGCGGUGCCCCCGGCGGUGUUUGUCGUCGGAUGGGCGGGAGCUAUCCUCCGCAAGCGGCAAUGA
This is a messenger RNA of Gamsiella multidivaricata, 1842 nucleotides long. RefSeq names its product tetrapyrrole methylase. Gene Ontology annotation, molecular function: uroporphyrin-III C-methyltransferase activity. The record is from RefSeq and is a predicted model, not a curated record. Bases 1 to 1842 code for a protein of 613 amino acids. The transcript has 2 exons. Gene Ontology annotation, biological process: siroheme biosynthetic process. NCBI's taxonomy places the organism in Eukaryota, Fungi, Mortierellomycota, Mortierellomycetes, Mortierellales, Mortierellaceae.